AUGGCCUCCUGCCAUAAAGGCCUGGUUUAUGGAGUCUGGACAGGAAUUGAGUGCAGCAGCAAAAGGUUUGAAUACGGCACAGGGAGGAUGUUUCAGAGACAAAGUUACUCAGGACUGACCAUGGACUCCUCCGGCUCCAGACUCUUCUGUAACUGCACUGACGACAACAUCUACAUGUUCCACCUCACUGGAUUGAAAACCACACCAGUCGCUGUGUUCAACGGCCACCGCAACUCCUCGUUCUACGUGAAGUCCAGCGUGAGCCCUGACGACCAGUUCUUGGCCAGCGGUUCCAGUGACAACCACGCUCACAUCUGGAAGAUCUCGGACCCUGCUCAGGCUCCCGUCAUGCUCCAGGGUCACAGCCAGGAAGUGACGUCGGUCACCUGGAGUCCGUCUGACUUCACAAAGAUUGCUUCGUGCUCUGAUGAUAACACAGUGAGGAUCUGGAGACUCGGCCGGGGUGCAGACGGAGAGAAAUCCUUCCUUGGUGAAGCGAACCUUGUAGGAUGGGCACGUCGCAAAAUACAGACGCCCCCCAGACCGUGUGGUUCUGCCAUUCUGGCGGAUGUAACACCAGUUCGGAGUUGCCGGUCAGGCAGUGUCGAGUCGCUGGUGUCCCCUCGCCCGGGCACGUGUGCCCCCAGCGGCGCCGACUUCCCUCUUUCCUCUGUCACCUCAUCACCCUCUGAAAUCCUGCGCCCCUCCCAGACCAAAGCUCCCCUCUCCACCCCCGUCAGGAACGGCAUCAGCCCGGAGCGGCGUGCCAAACGGCGGCUGGACACGAGCCGAGUGACCUCGGAGGAGGACGAGAGCGAUGGCGUGACGGAGCUCUAUCCGGACUGUAAGAGGAGCCGGGGUUCGGCGGGCACUUUGAGCCAGUCUGCGGAGGGAGAGGUGACUGAGGGGAGGGAGCACAGGACGGGCGUGGCGGCUCAGGCUGAUAAAGAGAACAGCUCUCCGCUGAAAGCUGAUUGGCUCUCAGCAAUGAGCCGAAAACUCAAGCAAGCUCAGAGCGGAGCGGCUCUGCCCAAGAGUCCCACCGCAGCCAAAAGGCAAGACAGCAGGACGCACCCGUCCCUCUCUAUGUUGAGCUCUCCGCAGUCCGGGAGGAGGACGUCGUCUCCUCAGUCUCACAGGGUCUCGUCUCCAGCUUCUACCAAAAAGAUUUCUGCUUAUUUUCAGAAAACUCCACAGAAAUAAGACUUUAUGAGCAUUCAUGGACUCGUGCGUUCCUUAAGGAACGUUUCUCCUCUCGGUGUUCCUGGAGGAACAUCUGUAAAGCGAAUUAAACACUUGGAUGCACAGGGAUGCUUUAUCGUAAAUGUAUGAUUAUUUCAGAACUUUGUUUUACAGUUUGUACAGUUUAUUUGCAAAGCUUCUAACUGUAUGAUUACAGCGUGAAUUUCUACAUCGUUUUUAUCUGUAAAUAAGUUUUUGUACACAGAAUAUUUUUAGCUGUCGGUUGAUGUGUGUAACACGUGAUUAAUUAAACGCAGACGCUCUGGUUGAGGUCUGAACUUUUAUACUG
Trichomycterus rosablanca is the source of this 1531-nucleotide messenger RNA. Its product is annotated as denticleless protein homolog. The transcript has 7 exons. Gene Ontology annotation, biological process: mitotic G2 DNA damage checkpoint signaling; proteasome-mediated ubiquitin-dependent protein catabolic process. Gene Ontology annotation, molecular function: protein binding; protein-macromolecule adaptor activity. Gene Ontology annotation, cellular component: nucleus. The record is from RefSeq and is a predicted model, not a curated record. Bases 1 to 1203 code for a protein of 400 amino acids. NCBI's taxonomy places the organism in Eukaryota, Metazoa, Chordata, Actinopteri, Siluriformes, Trichomycteridae.